AUGCCCCUGGCGACAGGAACGAAUGGGCAGCAAGGGAAUGGUGUCUACUCGGUCGAUGCAAAUGGCAAAGGUGCAAGCCCCAAAGUGGUGAGGACCCUUGCGCAGCUCAGGAGUCAGGGCGUGGUGAAGGCUAUCCAGGAGAAUAUCGAUCGCGAUAUGGGCAUGGCGCUCUCUCACUCAGAAAUGGGAAUAAAGCCAGAAAGGGUCGAGCAGUGA
This is a messenger RNA of Cyphellophora europaea CBS 101466, 216 nucleotides long. RefSeq lists its product as uncharacterized. Bases 1 to 216 code for a protein of 71 amino acids. The record is from RefSeq and is a predicted model, not a curated record. NCBI's taxonomy places the organism in Eukaryota, Fungi, Ascomycota, Eurotiomycetes, Chaetothyriales, Cyphellophoraceae. The transcript has a single exon.